Molecule: messenger RNA, 378 nt
Organism: Diaporthe amygdali
Lineage: Eukaryota; Fungi; Ascomycota; Sordariomycetes; Diaporthales; Diaporthaceae
Exons: 1
Coding region: 1-378 (125 amino acids)
Source: RefSeq, a predicted model, not a curated record
AUGUCUUUCUACGCGGACAUCUUCUACCUCGCUCAUCUCUGGGAGAUUGCAAGGCCUCGUGGAGAGGACUGUUUGCAGGCCGCAGAACAGCAUAUUGCCAGCCCGAAAGAGACAACCGAGAAGGGUCACACCAGAGACCUUGGGAAACUGUUCAGACAUGCAGCAGCCAAGACAUUUCGAUACGCCCAGAGAGACUCAUAUCGCCGACACAAAGACAACACAUAUAUUGUGCUAAACGAUCUUGGGGAGGGGGACGAUGAGGACUCUGACGGAGAAUGGGCCCGGAACGAGGUCGAUCCUGAUUUUGUUGCCUCCACCAGCUUCAGACGAAGCUUAAGCCAGAGGGCUAGUCGCAUCAUGGGUCGAAGACGAUUAUAA